This is a messenger RNA of Epinephelus lanceolatus (giant grouper), 3015 nucleotides long. Lineage: Eukaryota; Metazoa; Chordata; Actinopteri; Perciformes; Serranidae. The record is from RefSeq and is a predicted model, not a curated record.
CAAUGACAUAACUAAAUGUCUUUUUAUUACACACUUUGUCUGUAUUUCAUUUCAGUAUCUGCUCUGAAACCAGAGGAGAUGCCAGAAGUGCGGAUGGAGACUGAAGAGAGGCAAAGUGCUGGUUAUGAAGUUUACCAUCAAAAACUGGUGUUUUUCGCUGAGGAUGUGGGGUCGAAUAAAGGUGCUAUCAUUGGACUCAUGGUUGGAGGGGUUGUCAUAGCAACUGUCAUUGUCAUUACUUUGGUGAUGCUGAGGAAGAAACAGUACACUUCCAUUCAUCACGGUGUAAUUGAGGUGGAUGCAGCAGUCACACCAGAGGAGCGUCAUCUGGCCAAGAUGCAGCAGAACGGUUAUGAAAAUCCCACCUACAAAUUCUUCGAGCAGAUGCAGAACUAAAAGAACUGCUCAUCAACAUUUCCUCCCCUCACACUUUCACUCGUCAGGUCUGUUCCAUUCUGGUUCCUUGCCCUCAGCCCCUACACCUUCAGGUUCUCACCUUGUUAAAGGCAAAGGUGUGAAGACUGCUACAGAGGCUCAUUUUUAUGUUGUUGGAAAGUUAGGAGCAGAUAAGUGAAGCCUUUGUACCAGUUCAUGUCUCAGUCAGGGGUUUGGGCCAAAGGAAAACAACAUGGAACAAAGCCUGCCUAAUCCCUGAUCCCUUGAUUGUAAAGAGCUUACAUCCACCUGCAAUUUAUCGGACAAGGGUAUCCUUUUUCACCUGCACUUUGUCCAGUCACAACAAAAACUCUAUUCAGCCUGUUUAUACCUGGUGUUAUCAUGCGUCUUGGGUGAUCUGAUCACAAGUGGACGGCUUUGAGUCUGUCUGUAAACACAAGGCAUUAGAGUGCAUCUUCACAUGGGUCUCUAGUGACCACUGCAAAAUAAACUGGUGAAUCAUUUCCGUUUGCAAAGACCAGCUGCUUAGUUGUUUUUAACCGUGAGGAGGUUUGUCUUGCUGUAAACUCUGCUGUGUUAGCUUGUGCUAACCGGGCAGAUGUUGAACUGACUGUUCUUUGGGAGCAAAGUUGCUUCGGAGACGGUAGUUCAGAUCUGUGCCUGCGCAACUGUACAGACAGAAGGUUUUUAUUAUCCGGUUGGGUAGCAGAUAAGCAAGGACGUUAGUGUGGCCCAGGACACAAUAGCAUUCACACUGCUGAAACAAUGUGGCCACAUUUGGCCCAGACCAGCUCCAAAUGUGGUCUGAGCGUUUGGAUCUCCAGACGCAUUGAGGACACAUUUGGUUCACUCACACAUGUACUUAGAGCUGUCCACUUGUGAUCUGAUCACCCAGGACACCUUAAUACCAGGUGUAAACAGGGUCAUAGAGUUCCUACUGAAAAACCCUGCUGAUGAUUUAUGUGACGUCUCGCAGCUGAGACGAUGUAAAUCUAAGCAGUUUAAUUCCCAAUCACUCGUUCAUCGCUCCAACUGUUCCGUUUUCCUCAAACUGCUCCACCCUCCACACCCCCACCCCCCACUCUCAGAUGACAGCUGUGCUGUGUUUGAUGACAUAACAGCUCUUAGAGCUGGCAAUGGGAGGAGGGGCUCUAAAAGCGCCUCUCCGCACGAUUAAAGCCCAACUGUUUCAGGUUUGUUUUUCAAAAAAGGAAAAAAAAAAAAAUUGCAGAAAAAUUCUACAUAAUCAAAAUAUGUAAAAGUUGAAAAAUAUUGAAUGUUUUGUUUUCUGAUUUUUUUUAUGUGUAAUAUAUUAAGACAGAGAUUAGCUGUAAGUAAAUGUAGUGCAUGGCAAUAUUGAUGACAGAUACAGUAUACUGUAUGUUGAGGUCCUCGGGAGCGGUCCUCUCUUACUAGAUAUUUUAGCAGGAUUGUACAUUUCUAGUGUCUUCUUUGUGACCUUGUGAUAUGAAGAAGAAAAAGAGUAUUCAGAACCCGGUCUGCUUUGUCGUCACACAGACUUGCUUUAACUGAAUCUUGGCUCGUUAACGAUCAUCUCCAUGCUUCACUGUUGUGUUAGCUGCAUGGGCAAAAUGCUCUAUAUGUAAUAUAUGAAGUGUAAUAGUAUCCGAAAGGAAGACGAUUUUGUUACUGUUUGCGUUCUAUGCACUCUGUCAUUUUUGAAGUCUGAUUAUUAUCACCAAAUAUUAUUAUUGCUGUUAAGUCCCUGAUGCCAAUUCACACUGUCACUGCACAUCUGGGUUUUUGUUAGAAUAAGGAAGUCAAAGGUUUUCUGAAAGUGUAUCAUUCCAGAUUUAUCAUUCCACUCUUUCUCUUGAUUGUAAAUAUUUGGAAGAUGGAGAUCUGGCUCUCAAUGGCCCGGUUUCAUUAUCAAGCUCCACCUCUCCGUCUCUUGCUUGUGUGUUCUUCAGUCUUUCUUUCCAACCCCGUUUGUCCUGUUUAUCCUCUCUUUCCGGCUGCGUCAGCAAUAUUGUACAACGCAGCACUUUUGAGUAUUUGCUAAAGAGAUGGGACUCGUUAGGCCUACAAACGUUUUCUCCUCUUCACACACAUUCCUUCACCAAAUCUCACAUUCUAUUUUUCUACAUUUUCUGUGUAUACAUGUACAGUGCUUCUGUUCGUCCUGUGGUGGAUAUUUCUUUGUCUGCGUUAUCUGUUGUCAAGUCCUCACAAACAGGUGAAGAGUUAACAACACUAGGAGGAUGACCACAACUCACAUCAGCAUGGAGACACGUUUCCCUCUCCCAUUACUAUUAAGUUAUUAAUGCCACCUUCAGUCAACAUGAAUGUGACAUGCAUUGUGUGCUUUUAUACCAUAGAAAUACAACACAUAUCACCUCUCUACAUAUGAUAUCCACACAUGUACAGACACACUAACUGAAGCUCUUAAUCAGGUGAAUGUUUAAAAUUUGUAUCGAUGCUCACCCUGGGUGUCUUUGGAGGCUCGUGUUUUAAAAAAAGAAAAAAAAAAGUGCUUUUUGUUUCUCUCAUUGAUUCAGUGACCUUCCUCUGUGUGUAGUUAAAUGAACCAUUUGCUUAGAGUAAGAAAAGGCUUUCUACACUCACUAUACCAUGAAUAAAAUUUUGAAUGUACAUACA